AUGAACGUGCGCGUUAGGGGGAAAGUACCGUGGGAAGAGAGAGCAGUGUCUCCGCCUCCGCAGAUCACCAUCAAAGUAGAAUCAACCUUACAAGCAAAGUGUGAUCAAAAAUAAUAUUGGAAACUGCGCCUGUACUGCUCCUAGGUUAUGUUUUGCAAUUUUGAUUUUACAUUCAUGAGAAGCUUUGACGAUGCUUGGGAAGCCCUCGAGAUGGAGCGAACAGACUUUGUCUUGUUCUGAAAUAACAACGCUACCAUUUUUCUUUCUAGCAGGCAGGGCUCUCGGUUAGUAUCUUUUGCCGGAAGGGAGGAGCUGCAAGGAGUGACUGGAAAGGAGACGAAGGUGGGACCUGAAACAGGAUUCAGGCAGGGAGGCUCCCUGGCCUCGGUUCCAGGAGGAGCCUUGGAGAAUAUCCUGGGGAUUGCAGGAGGUAAGACGGGCAUUGGAGGGCAGCCAGAGCAUAGCAUUUUAACCCUAAGGCAUGAAAGAGCAGCCUUCCCCUACAGUGUAUUCCCGGCACCUGGUAUACAGGGGUACAUUGCUUCUGAACUUGGAGGUUCCAUUUUGCCAGCCUCCAUAAUUACAGAUGUCAGCUUGUCCAAGCCAGUGUUCCCCAGCCAAGUGCCAGCAGAUGUUGUUGGACUGUGACCCCCGUUAUCCCUGACUGUUGGUCAUGCAAGCUAGGAUUGAUGGGAACUGGAAUACAGCACCAUCCAGCAGGCCAAAGGCUCCCCAUCCCUUGGGUAAAGAGAUCCUUUGCAGACACCACAAAUUAUAGUUUCCAGCUGCUGCAAGUAUAUUAGUAAAAAGAGCACUCCACAGCCAGGAGCGCCCCACCCCAGGCAUAUCUAAUCUGGUUCUGGUCAGUCACAGGCUUGCCCUCCUACAGCCUCGAUUGA
Molecule: messenger RNA, 899 nt
Organism: Podarcis lilfordi (Lilford's wall lizard)
Lineage: Eukaryota; Metazoa; Chordata; Lepidosauria; Squamata; Lacertidae
Source: the annotation of a GenBank genome assembly